This is a messenger RNA of Larimichthys crocea (large yellow croaker), 2765 nucleotides long. RefSeq names its product deleted in malignant brain tumors 1 protein. Gene Ontology annotation, cellular component: membrane. The record is from RefSeq and is a predicted model, not a curated record. NCBI's taxonomy places the organism in Eukaryota, Metazoa, Chordata, Actinopteri, Sciaenidae. The transcript is spliced from 11 exons. Bases 104 to 2572 code for a protein of 822 amino acids.
ACACAAGCAGAGAAGCAGUAAACCAGACUGCAACGCUGCCUCAUUGUGUCUGUACCAACCUGCUGACCCUGGAUGCUUCUCUUAGUCACCUGCAUGAACCAGGAUGUUGAAAUUUCUAUCUGCCGUGCUUUUAGUUUUUCUUUUCUUGACCUCAUUGCCACCUGCUGCAGGUGCACAGAUCAGGUUAGAGGGGUAUGGGUCUACUCAGUGUGCUGGAAGAGUUGAAAUCUAUCACAACAAUGCCUGGGGAACAGUCUGUGAUGAUGACUGGGACUUAAAUGAUGCUCAGGUGGUGUGCAGACAGUUGGGCUGUGGUACAGCACUGAGUGCCCCUCAGUCGGCCCAUUUUGGUCAAGGAAAUGCAACCAUCUGGCUUGAUGAUGUGAUGUGUUUUGGAGGAGAAAGUUCUCUAACUGAGUGUCAGCACAGAGGAUUCAGGACACACAACUGUAACCAUGCCAAGGACGCCAGUGUGAUCUGUUCAGAUGGUCAGAUCAGAUUAGCUGGUUCUGGAUCUACUCUGUGCUCUGGAAGAGUUGAAAUCUAUUACGACGGUGCCUGGGGGACAGUCUGUGAUGAUGACUGGGAUGUAAACGACGCUAUGGUGGUGUGCAGACAGUUGGGCUGUGGUACAGCACUGAGUGCUGAGUCAGCUCACUUUGGUCAAGGAACUGGACAAAUCUGGCUCGAUGAUGUUGCCUGUUCAGGAAGUGAAAGUUCUCUAAGUGAGUGUCAGCACGGAGAAUUUGGGAUACACAACUGUAACCACAGGCAGGAUGCUGGUGUGAUCUGUUCAGGUGUGCAGAUCAGAUUAACUGGCAGUGUGGCUGCCCGGUGCUCUGGGAGAGUUGAAGUCUAUUACAACAACACCUGGGGAACAGUCUGUGAUGAUGGCUGGGACUUAAAGGAUGCUCAGGUGGUGUGCAGACAGUUGGGCUGUGGUACAGCACUGAGUGCCCCUCAGUCGGCCCAUUUUGGUCAAGGAACUGGACAAAUCUGGCUCGAUGAUGUGGCCUGUUCAGGAAGCGAAAGCUCUCUAACUGAGUGUCAGCACAAAAGUUUUGGGACACACAACUGUGGCCACGGUGAGGACGCUGGUGUGGUCUGUUCAGAUGAUCAUAUCAGAUUAGUUGGGUCUGAUCGGUGCUCUGGAAGAGUUGAAAUCUUUCACAACCACACCUGGGGAACAGUUUGUGAUGACAACUGGGACUUAAAUGAUGCUCAGGUGGUGUGCAGACAGUUGGGCUGUGGUACAGCACUGAGUGCCCCUCAUUCAGCCCGUUUUGGUCAAGGAACUGGACAAAUCUGGCUCGAUGAUGUGGCCUGUUCAGGAAAUGAAAGGUCUAUUGCUGAGUGUCAGCAUGGAGGAUUUGGGAAACAGAACUGUAACCACGGUGAGGACGCUAGUGUGAUCUGUUCAGAAAGCUUUCCAAAGCCCAGCAUCCCCAUGAGUCCUGUUGGUGAGGUUACCUGGGGCCAGGACGUCAUUGUCAUUUGUUCAAUUUUAACACAGUAUUCAGGGAGAACAUUCAUCCUGCAGCAGACCUCAGGAUUAUUCAUAGAGAACCAAACAUCAAGUACCAACUCUGCUACCUUCAGAAUCCCCCAAGUGACUUUUGACAAUGAAGGACUGUACCAGUGCCAGUAUGAGGCACAGGAUAUCAAAUCAAGAUUAAGUGACUCUGUCAGACUUUCUGUUACCGUGAGCCUCCCAAAGCCCAGCAUCUCCAUGAAUCCUGUUGGUGAGGUUACCAGGGGUCAUGAUGCUGGCAUCACUUGUUCAAUCUCAACUCAACAUUUAGGUGGAACAUUCAUCCUGCAGAAGACCUCAGGAUCAUUCAGAAAGACCCAAACAUCAAGUACCAACUCUGCUACCUUCAGAAUGCUUCAAGUAAACUUCGAUAUUGAGGGACUGUACCAGUGUCAGUAUGAGACACAAGUUUCAAGUCGAGACUUCAGCUCCCCUUUAAGUGACUCUGUCAGACUCUCUGUUACUGUGCCACUGCAGCAGCCCAGCAUCUCCCUGACAUCUCCUAACAAAGGGCUGGUCUGGAGUCCUGAAGGUGCAGAGAUCACCAAGGGUUACAGCUUUGUCAUCACCUGCUCCAUUUCAUCCCACUAUCCUGGAGGUGUUUUCUCUCUCAUCUUCUCUGGCUCUGACAUCACUGACACCAAACCAGCAGUCAACCAGUCAGCCUCCUUUGACUUCCCUGUAGCUGAGUAUGAACACCAUGGAAACUACAGCUGUGUGUAUGAAGUCACACUCUCCUCAAGGAAAUUCACUUCUACUGAGACAGCAACAAUGCAUAUUACCAUUAAAUUGCAUUCAUCAAGACUGGUUAUAGCCUUUGCCCCCUUCUUGCUGCUCCUGGUGGUCGUGGUAGUCUGUCUGAUCCACGAGAAGAUACAACAAGCCUUGGUUCAAACUCAAUUGAGUCUUGUGAAGAAUUGCAUGCUCAAUGAAGAGGAGGAGGAAGAGGAGGCCGGGGAAGACGAAAGUGUGAAGAAAGAGAUGCAUGUUGAGGACCAUGAUCAUGAGAAUAAUGAAGAAGAUAGUAACACUAUGGUGUAGUAUCCAACACCAUGCUUCAAUUCCCUACUGCAUGCCUGUCUACCAAAUCAAUUGCUUCAUAGGACAAAAAAAAAGCCCUUCUAGAUUAAACUUGUCCAUGAUGUGCAUGAUGAUCGAUUGUUUAAAAUCCUUUGUUGUUGAAAAUUUCUGCAACAAUGUCAUUGUAUUUUGAAAUAAUAAAUGAUUAAACACA